Striga asiatica is the source of this 474-nucleotide messenger RNA. NCBI's taxonomy places the organism in Eukaryota, Viridiplantae, Streptophyta, Magnoliopsida, Lamiales, Orobanchaceae. The record is from the annotation of a GenBank genome assembly.
AUGAGGCUCCCAGUUUUUGGCAAUAAAAUUCUUAAAGGAAAUGCUGGCCACCUGUCUGACCGCCAUAUCGCAAUUUCCUUCAACUAUUAUCUGAAGCAGUCUGACCAAAUGCUGGGGCACAUUUUCUUCAGCAGCUUUCCGUUCACUGGGAUUGGGGCUGAGUGCACCCUGCAGGAUCACCACCAGGCUCGGAAGAUCCAUCACGCUUUCGCUUCAGUUUCUUCUGGCUUAGAGAGAGAAAACGAGAUUGCGGUGGGAGAGAGACAGCGAAGAAUCGCUAGGGGAGGCGAAGGCGGAAUUGAAUCGGCGCUGGCGGCAAGGGCGGUGCGCAGCCAGAGGGCGCAGCUGGAUCGCAUGCGCUCCGGCGCCCAGAAGGCGCUCUGGGGGCUUAAGUUCAUCAGCGACGGCAAAAAAAGCCACGUCGACGGCUGGAGCGAAAAAGUGACAGGGGAGGUGAGUCCAAGUCUUAGAUAA